Fusarium sp. VM40 is the source of this 5916-nucleotide messenger RNA. Lineage: Eukaryota; Fungi; Ascomycota; Sordariomycetes; Hypocreales; Nectriaceae. The record is from the annotation of a GenBank genome assembly.
AUGUCUUUCGGCGGCGGCUUCGGAGGCUUCGGCCAAAAUACCAACAACAACACCGCCACCCAGUCUACAGGUUUUGGUGGUUUCGGUGCGAGCAAUAAUAAUAACAACACUUCAGGCUUUGGAGCUGCCAACACGGGUGGUUUUGGCCAAACCAACGCCAGCUCUGGUGGCCUUUUCGGAGGCGCCAAUAAUAAUACCACAGGCAGCUUCGGCUCAACGACCGGAGGUUUUGGAGCGACAAACAACGCAGGCGGCUUUGGAGCCAAACCUGCCUUUGGAGCUGCUGCUACCAACACAGGCACCGGUCUCUUUGGCGGUGCCGCUACAAACACCAACACCACCGCAAGCACUGGAUUCGGAGGGUUUGGAGGCGCUGCAACCAACACCACGUCGGCAUUCGGUAGCAGUACAGGAGGCGGCAUGUUUGGAGGCAGCACAGCCAACAAGACUGGCUUUGGCGCUACGCCUGCCGCUGGUGGAUCGCUCUUUGGCGGAGGCGCCAACACUACGACCAAUACUGCGAGUGGUUUUGGUACAGGAUUUGGAGCUUCAAACACCAACACACUGGGCGGCGCCGCAGGCGAUCCUCCCGGUACCGCUGUUACACCCUUCCAAGCACACACCGAGAAGGAGGCCAACAGCACCUCAACCAACAACUACCAGAACCUGCUUUUCCAGGACGCUUACAAGAAAUGGUCAGCUGACGAACUUCGACUCGCCGAUUAUGUUCAAGGAAGGCGGCAUGGCAAUGCCACUGGCGGUGGUGCGUUUGGCGUGAGCUCAGGUUUUGGUGGAGGAUUUGGCACUAACACGAACACCACUGCUACUUCAGGUUUCGGAGCAAACACAGCGACCAACACAGGCGGUGGUCUUUUCGGAUCUACCACAAACAACAACGCCGCACCUGCCAGUACUGGAUUUGGCUCCACUGGCUUUGGCGCAGCCGCCAACAACAACACAUCAGGUGGAGGGUUGUUUGGCAACACUGCGAACAAGCCUGCUGGAGGUCUCUUUGGCAGCACCACCACACAGACACCUCAGGUUGGUGGUGGUCUUUUCGGAGGAGGAGCAAACACCAACACAACUGGUGGUUUCGGCCAAACGGCCACUGCAGGAACCGGUUUUGGCCAGACGAACACCAACACUGGUGGUGGUCUCUUCGGAAACACCCAGAACAAGCCUGCCGGUACCGGGUUCAGUUUCGGUAACACAAAUACCAACAACACUGCUACUACUGGUGGUUUCGGCGCUACCACGACGACUAGUGGGUUUGGAGCUAACAACACUGCUACGAAUACUGGCGGUGGCCUUUUCGGCGGCAAUAACAACACUCAAGCUGCUGGUACUGGCGGUGGCCUCUUUGGCCAGAGCAACAACCAAGCCCAGCAAAACACUGGAACUGGGAUGUUCGGCCAGAACAACCAAACACAACAGACGGGUGGAAUGUUUGGCCAGAACCAGCAGAAGCCUGCAGGCACUGGGCUGUUUGGCAAUACCAACACUGCCGCAGCUGGCACUGGCGGUGGCCUCUUUGGCAACAACCAGCAACAGACGAACACGACUGGCUUUGGUGCUGCUAAUAAUAAUGCUUCGGGUGGUUUGUUCGGUAACAAGCCUGCUGCUACCGGUGGAGGCAUGUUUGGAGGCAGCACUGCGGCCCAGCCCAACACGACUGGUACUGGGCUCUUUGGCGGCCUGGGCUCUAACAACCAGGCCCAGCAGAACACCGGCACAGGCCUCUUUGGCAACACUGCUAAUCAGCAGCAGAAGCCUAGUCUCUUCGGUGCGAGCACAAACAACACUGGAGGCGGUAUGUUCGGUGGCCAGCCCAACCAGAACGCCGGUUCUUCCCUGUUCGGUGGCAGCACAAACCAGCAGCAACAGCAGAAUGGAUCUUCGAUCCUUGGCAACAGCCAGUCUGCCAAUGCUCCUCAGAGUCUGACUGCUAACCUCAACGAUGUCUCUGCAUUCGGUUCUCCUGGCCUGUUCGCUGGCUUGGGCGGAAACGAGGUCCAGAACCCUGGCCCUCUUGCUACUCCAUUGAGUGGUGGCUCAAAGCCUCGAAGAAGCUCUAUCCUGCCCAUGUACAAGUUAGCUCCUGCCUCCGCUUCUCGCUAUGCCACUCCCCAAAAGCGAGGAUUCGGCUUUUCCUACAGCAACUAUGGAACUCCCUCGGGCAGUCCAGCUAGCAGUAUUUCCAGCACACCUGGUAAUCUGGGCCACAGCCUACUAGGUUCCAGCCGAUCAGGGAGCCUGAGCAAAAGUCUUUCUUCCAACAACCUCCGUCGCAGCUUCAACACUGAGGACAGCAUCUUAGCUCCUGGAGCUUUCUCUAAUGGAUCGCAGCCCAGAUGGUACGGCAGCACUGGCUCCAAGAAGCUUGUCAUCAACAGAGAUAUUAGAAGUGAUCUCUUUUCUACGCCGCAGAAGGACAAGGCAACCGAUUCCGGAACUGGAUCUCGCAAGCUUUCGAAGCGUGUUAGUUUCGACACUAGCAAUGUCGACAUGGAGGAUAGCACUCCCGUUCGUGCUCUUCCUGCUGCGAGCGAUGUUGAUAGCCCGGCCAACGACGAGACUCCCCGCCAGACCCGCGUGGCCAAUAGCUCAAAUGGUUUGAUUGGGUCCAAGACUCCUGAGAUGGAAGAGGUUAAGGGCAACGAACUGGCCAUCGUUCACGAGGAGGACCACACAGCUACCCCAGAGGCUGCCUCUCCUAGCGCUCUUGAUAAAGCUCCCGGCCAAUACUGGAUGUCUCCUCCUUUGGAAGAUCUAGAAAGCCUUAACCGUAUGCAGCGACAAAAGGUUGAUGGAUUCACUGUUGGACGCGAUAAUGUCGGGUACGUUUCUUUCAAGGUCCCUGUCGACAUUAGCAAUAUCGAUCUUGCCGACCUUUGUGGAGGCUUGAUUGUCCUCGAGCCCCGAUCCGCUACUGUCUACCCCAUUUCCGCCAAGAAACCCCCUGUUGGAAAGGGCCUCAACGUCCCUGCCCGAAUUGCCCUCGAGCAGUCUUGGCCUCGAGGUGGUCGCGAUAAGCGUGUUGCUAGUGACCCCAAGAAGUUUAACAAGCACAUUGAGCGUCUUAAGCGAAUCGAGAACACAACAUUCGAGAGCUAUGACAAGGACACUGGCAUUUGGGUCUUUUCGGUUGAGCACUUUACUACUUAUGGUCUCGAUGAUGACGACUCUGACGACGAGGAGAUCACCCAGAACGAGGCUGUCCCCGCUCAGGAGAUGGCUCUCGAUGCCUCUAUUAACUCCGCCAACUCCCCCAUGGAAGACGAUACUUUUGAAUUCCGCCGGCAACGAGCUCUGCCUGGUGGAUUUGAUGAUCAACCGCAAGCUUUCCAACCUGGCUUCCCCGGCACGCAGUCUUUUUUAGGGGUUAGCUCCGCGGAUUCUGCACCUAACGAUGUCAGGCUGUCCCUUGAAGAGGAGUACGCCGAUGACAUGGGUGACGAAUAUGACUUGUCCGAGGAUGAAGACAUGGCGAGGUCUUCACUCGAACAGCAUCUUGCCGCGGAGCACGACGAUAACUCGUCAGAGGGUAUCCCAGAAGCCGUAAAGGCUACUCCUGGAGGCAUCCUCAGAGCUAGAAUGCGAGCUGUGAAGGACUCUGCUGGUCCCGUUCAGCUCGAAGUUGCAGAUGGCGACGAUUGGAUGGAGAUGUUGAGAAAGACCGUCAGCCCGGUGAAGCGGGACCGACAGCUUCUGCGAGAGCUGAACGACUCCCCUUCAAGACAGACCGGCCUGCUGAUCGACCUCGACAAGAGUGGACCUGACACUCUGCGAAAGUCUUCUAUUUGGAGGAAGAGCACAGCAAAGAACGAUAGGUUGGAUAAUUUCGCGGCAAGCACCAUUGGUAUGGAUAAAGGUCGUGGGUUUGCGACUAGCAUCGACCUGAUGAACUCAUUGUUUGAGAAGCCCAAGCCGGCACCUCAACAUCUACAAGCCCCAACUCCUAGCAGAGGCUUCCCCAAGUGGCCCUACGAGCGACAAGACAAGAAAAUGAAUUUGGAAGGCUACGAAAAGACCUUCCACGACGCUGGACGACCCACGUGGGGACCUGAUGAAACUCUCGUUUUUCCUCGACCUCUCGCCUUUGAGGGCGGUCGACGAUCUCUGAUUCAGAAUGCAGACCUUCUUUCUUUCCAACGUUCUACUAUCCAGACAGAUAGGCAAGAGCUCCGCCUGGCGACAUUUGCAACCGAGCAAUCCAAGCGAUAUCUUGGCAACCAGGACAAGCUCACGGAGAUUCGAAUUGUCGAUGAUGUUCCCUUUGCGUCACUUAACGCUGCCCAAUUACAGGAUGUUUUCCACCAACAGGAUUUGAAUGACCCUUCUAGUAUGCAGGAGAAGCACGUCUGGGAGCUGGCCAGUAUCCUGUUCGACCCCGUUGGCAAUGCCAGUCAACCCGAACACCUUAUCCGGAGGUCUAAGCUCUCUCGGUUCUGGUCUCUUCUCGUCGAUUCAGCCUCUUCAACCACUGUCGGUCUUGCAGGAUCAAGCGAGGAAAAGGCUGUUGCUUGUCUAGCUGGUCAUCGCAUUAUUGAUGCUUGUAAGCACCUGCUUGAUGGGAAGAACUUUCGACUUGCUACUCUGGUCCCCCUUAUUGGCACCAGUGAUGAUGCCAAGAAGGAGAUGCGAGAACAACUGAAGGCUUGGCACGAGUCGAAAAUGCUCUCGGAGUUUUCUGAAUCAAUCCGCACCAUAUACGAGCUUCUUUCCGGCAAUGCAUGCGUUUGCGAAGGUAUGAAGGGUGUUCCAGUUGAGGAUCGCUUGGAUUCUUUCGUUAUAUCGAAAAAGUUUGGACUCGACUGGAAGCAGGCUUUUGGCCUUCGACUCUGGUACUCAAUAGCUCAGCAUGAUGACUUGGCGACGGCGGUACAAGGAUUCAAGAAUGAUAUCGACCAGGAGAGGGAAUAUCUACCACUGCCAUGGUACAUCGACCAAGGCAUCAAGCCGUUGUGGGAUGAUGUUAAUUCUGAGCGCCGACAAGACCUCCUGUGGGGUUUGUUGCAGCUAUAUGCCAACGAAACAACCGACCUCGAGGCAGUCCUACGCCCCGAGAACUCGCAGCUCUCGCCACUCGACAUGCGACUCACAUGGCAGCUUGGCCUUGCCCUUGCGUCCAGUGGCAAGGUCUCUUUCGGAGAGGAUAGUACUCAGAAGGCUGACGCUGCUACUCUUGCAUUUGCCUCGCAACUUACGAGUGCUGGUGAGUGGCUCGAAGCUGUAUUUGUUUUACUUCACUUGAGCAAGCCACUUGCCCGAAAGAUGGCUAUUCAAGAACAUCUUGCUCGACACGCAGGUCUCAUUGGAGACGAGAACUCAUCCGCAUUUGUUAUCUUGACAGAAAAAUUCCAGGUCCCUUCACUGUGGAUUUGGGAGUCCCUCGCUUUGUAUAUGCGCAGCGUUAAGAAGGAUGCGUAUUCCGAGGUGCAGUGCCUCCUACGCGCUGGCUCCUUUGUAGAGGCCCACCGUGUUCUUGUCAACGAAGUUGCGCCGCUUGCCGUUGUGGAACGCGACUACGCCAACCUCUCUGCUCUUAUCUCGCAGUUCGAGGGCCGACAAGAUGCCAUCUCGGACUGGCGUCUGGGAGGAGAGAUUUACAGCCUUUUCCUUACUCUUGUUCAACAUCGCGCCCGACACGAGAGUGCCCCGCAGGCUGUCUUGGAAAAGCUGCUCGGGGGUCUGCAUGCCAUGAAUGAAGAAGCAGGAGAGUCAGGAGUCUUGCGGUAUGCCGCAGUGUCAGAUAUGGCGGACGAGACUGCCAAGGAGAUCCUCAAGGCUAGCAAGAAGAAACAGGAUAUGGAACUCAGGUCAAGAAUAUUGAACCUGCCUUUGACACAAGAUCGUCUGCUGGCUUACUCGGUAGACUUGAGCAUGGACCGGUACCGGGAAGUAAUGUCCCAUUAG